This is a messenger RNA of Cynara cardunculus var. scolymus (artichoke), 1540 nucleotides long. Its product is annotated as leucine-rich repeat extensin-like protein 6. Lineage: Eukaryota; Viridiplantae; Streptophyta; Magnoliopsida; Asterales; Asteraceae. The coding region runs from base 1 to 1221 and encodes 406 amino acids. Gene Ontology annotation, molecular function: protein binding. The transcript has a single exon. The record is from RefSeq and is a predicted model, not a curated record.
AUGGACCAAAAAUGCUUCCUUUUUUCACUUUCUUUCCUCUUGGUCCUCAAAUCUACAGCAAACGGUGCUUCAUUUAGUGUGGGUGGUGGUGUUGGGGUUGGGGUUGGUGUAGGUGGUGGGUGGGUGGGUGGUGGGGUGAACAUCCCAAGCCCAUCACCUCCUUCACCUUCAAAUCUCAAGAAUGCCUAUUUUGCCCUUCAAGCAUGGAAGUCAGCCAUCAAAAGUGACCCAAAAGGGAUAUUGAGUUCAUGGGUUGGAUCAAAUGUGUGUGCUUAUAAAGGAGUGUUUUGUGCAGAUCCUACACAGGAAAUGGGUGAUCCAUCUGGGCCAGUUGUUGCAGGGAUAGAUCUCAACAAUGGCAACCUCAAGGGCAUUCUUGUCAAGGAACUUUCACUCCUCACAGAUAUUUCUCUACUUCACCUCAAUAGCAAUAGAUUCACAGGCACUAUCCCAGAGAGUUUACAAGACCUUUAUGCCCUCACUGAGCUUGACCUCAGUAAUAACCAGUUCUCAGGACCAUUUCCAUCUGCAACACUUCGAAUCCCAAAUCUUCUCUAUUUAGACCUCAGAUUUAACUCUUUUUCAGGACCCAUUCCACAAGAUCUCUUUAACAAGAAUCUUGAUGCAAUUUUCCUCAAUAACAACCUGUUUGAAGGUGAAAUCCCUCAAAACUUAGGGAAUUCACCUGCUUCUGUGAUCAAUUUGGCUAACAACAAGCUCACUGGUGACAUCCCAAUAAACUUUGGGUAUUCAGGUCCAAGAUUGAAGGAGAUUUUGCUGUUGAACAAUCAGUUGACUGGAUGUAUACCUCAAGGAAUUGGGAUGUGGUCAGAUGUACAAGUGUUUGAUGUAAGUUUUAAUUCAUUGAUGGGUCAUUUGCCAGAUACUAUAUCUUGUUUGGAAGGAAUUGAGGUUUUGAAUGUGGCUCACAACAAGUUAUCAGGUGAGUUGCCAGAUUUGGUUUGUGAGUUGAGAAGUUUGUUGAAAUUGAGUGUGGCUUACAAUUUCAUAUCUGGGUUUAGUCAAGAAUGUGAAAAGUUGUAUGGUAGGAAUGUGGGUUUUGAUAUUGCAUUGAAUUGUAUUCCGGGGUUGGAAAUGCAAAGACCUCAGCCCGAGUGUUCUUUGAUUCCUGGUGGUGGGUUGAGUUGCCUUAGAAUCCCUUCUCUUAGGCCUCUUGCCUGUGGGACUUUGCUUCAAUCUCUAAACUCAUCAGCUCCAUGAGAAAAAAAUAUGAGAUUAGAGAUCGAGAUGAUUCGGGUGUAUUUACGCACAUAGAUACACUCGAAUCAUCUUAGGGAUUUCGUUUUGGAAGAGAGUGAUUUGAUGGGUGUUUCUCACUAAGUGAGAAGGGGUAGAGGAAGAAGUUAUGGGCAAUAACUCAAUGAUCUGUUGGGGGUAGUAUGGUAAAAAGAUUGUCAAUUUAUGUAAUUAGUAUUUGUGUUUGUAUGGAUAACACAUGUUUCAGAAAGAUUUAGCAAUCUUGGUAUAGUUAUUUGACUAGCACUCAUAAUGGAGGUUGACCAUUGGUUUAUUCAUAACC